GCCCGAGCUUAGGGUGAUUGACUGAGUAGCGGUGAUGUGCUGACGGAGAAUGACCGUUGUUGAUUGGAAGUGAUAAAGUGAAUAAUGUACUAAUUAUUUUAGCGACUAACAGCAUAUUAAUUUAUUUCAAGUUUCUAGAACAUUAAAACUUAUUAUUCUAAUUAGAUUUGUUGUUGCCAUUGAAAGCUGUUCGGAAAAUGCCUACUUUUGUAGUAAAAGUAAAAUGGGGCAAAGAGCUGUUCAAAGAUGUGGAAGUCAAUACGGAUGAUGAUCCAUUGGUGUUCAAAGCCCAGUUGUUUGCCCUGACAGGUGUACAACCAGAGCGACAGAAAGUCAUGUUGAAGGGCAUGACCCUGAAAGACAAUGACUGGGGCAAUAUGAAGAUUGAUAAUGGAGCCAUGAUCCUGAUGAUGGGCAGUAAAGAGGAGGAUGUGCCAACUGAGCCAAUUGUCAAGCCUGUGUUUGUGGAGGACAUGAAUGAAGCAGAACUUGCAACUGCGAUGGACCUGCCAGCUGGUCUGGCCAACUUAGGCAACACUUGCUACAUGAACGCCACAGUCCAGUGUCUCAAAACUGUGCCAGAACUGAGAGAGGCUCUGGCCAAGUACGAAGGGGUGGUGAUGGGCAGCAGUACCCAGCCAGCUCAAAGUAUUACGGGAGCCCUGCGAGACCUGUACGUGGCCAUGGACAAGGGCCCCUCCAUUGCACCUCUGAUACUGCUGCAAGUCAUGCACAUGGCAUUCCCUCGCUUUGCAGAGAAGGCAGACAAUGGUAACUUCAUGCAGCAGGAUGCCAAUGAGUGUUGGAUGGAGAUGAUACGAAUGCUACAGCAGAAACUCCCAGCUAAGAAAAUUGACGAAACAACAGCUGCUUCAUUUGGCUCAAUUAUUGACCAGUUCUUUGGUGGAGUGUUCAGUGUGGAAAUGAAGUGUGUAGAAGCCCCGGACGAGCCCCCUACCAUCUCUACAGAGACCUUUCUACAGCUCAGUUGCUUCAUCUCCACGGAGGUCAAGUACAUGCAAUCUGGCCUACGGUCGAAACUUCAAGAACAAAUAACAAAACACUCACCAACACUAGGCAGAGAUGCUCAGUAUAUCAGAAUGAGCAAAAUCAAACGAUUGCCGGCCUACUUAACGGUGCAGUUUGUUAGGUUUUUCUACAAAGAGAGAGAAUCAGUCAAUGCUAAAGUUUUAAAAGACAUUAAGUUCCCAAUAGACUUUGAUGCUUUUGAAUUGUGUUCUCCUGAACUCCAACAGAAGCUCACACCCAUGAGGUCUCGUUUUAAGGAACAAGAAGACAAAGAAUUAGAAAAGGCAACAAAUUUAAAAAAUGUAGGACCUGUAGGUGAUAGUAAAAAGAAAGAAGGGAAAAAGGAACCAUAUUGGUUUGAAGAUGACCUGGGCAGUAACAACUCAGGGUUCUACACACUGCAAGCCGUGCUGACACAUAAAGGACGGUCUAGCAGCAGUGGUCACUACGUGGCCUGGGUGCGACAGAAAGGUGACACUUGGCUCAAGUGUGACGAUGACCAAGUGUCCCCUGUCACUACUGAGGAGAUACUCAAGUUGUCCGGUGGAGGUGAUUGGCACUGCGCUUAUGUGCUGUUGUAUGGGCCCCGGAUCUUGGAGACGCCACUGGAGGAGGAGACAAGUGCGCCUGCCAUCGAAUGUGCUGCCACAGCUAACUCCAACUGAUCAACUGCAUUUAUAUACCACUUGCCACGCUUGUUAUGUCAAAAAUAAAAAAAACCUUUUAUUUCUUAAA
Messenger RNA from Homalodisca vitripennis (glassy-winged sharpshooter), 1764 nucleotides. RefSeq names its product ubiquitin carboxyl-terminal hydrolase 14 (gene Usp14). Bases 198 to 1694 code for a protein of 498 amino acids. Gene Ontology annotation, molecular function: cysteine-type deubiquitinase activity; protein binding; proteasome binding. NCBI's taxonomy places the organism in Eukaryota, Metazoa, Arthropoda, Insecta, Hemiptera, Cicadellidae. Gene Ontology annotation, biological process: protein deubiquitination; regulation of proteasomal protein catabolic process; proteasome-mediated ubiquitin-dependent protein catabolic process. The transcript is spliced from 12 exons. The record is from RefSeq and is a predicted model, not a curated record.